Messenger RNA from Miniopterus natalensis, 1293 nucleotides. Its product is annotated as coiled-coil domain-containing protein 74B. Lineage: Eukaryota; Metazoa; Chordata; Mammalia; Chiroptera; Miniopteridae. The record is from RefSeq and is a predicted model, not a curated record.
AUGAGCUCGGUGGGGGUGGCGGCCUGCCAGCCGCCCCCCAGCUCGGACACCCAGGUCUCCCAGGGCGCAGCACGCCCGCGCCAGCGCCCGUCCGCGGUCCUCCAGCAGCCGGGGCAGCCCGGGCUCAGCGAGGCGCAGAAGCGGGUCCUGGACCUGGAGAAGAGCCUGCAGUUCCUGCAGCAGCAGCACUCGGAGACGCUGGUCAAGCUCCACGAGGAGAUUGAGCACCUGAAGCGAGAGAACAAGGAUCUCCAUUACAGGCUAAUAAUGAAUCAGAAGCCACCGAAAAAAGGUAGCAUCUCCAAUUCCAGCUUGCAGUCCAUCAAGUCCAUCUCGAACUCAUCGUCAGCCAACUCUCAAGGCAAGGCCAAGCCUCAGCCCAGCACCAAGAAGCAAGACUCGAAAGCUGACAUUCUCCAGAAGACGGACCCGGAAGAGAAGCCCCCGGCUGCGGCCCCGCUUCACAGCAGCAAACUGGACAAAGCCCCCGGGGCACAGAGGCCGGCCAAAGACGAAGUGGAGACCUUUAAUCCAGAGGCAACCUCCGUGGCGGGCAGCCAGCACAAGGGCAAGCAGGUGACAGGGAUGCCCCGCCUGAUGAACCUGCCCCCCCACUUGCGCAAACCCACCUCGCUUCAGCAGUGUGAGGUGGUCAUCCGCCAGCUGUGGAAUGCCAACCUUCUGCAGGCCCAAGAGCUGCAGCAUCUCAGGUCUCUGCUGGAAGGGACCCACAGGUCAUCCAAGGCUGCCCCCGAGGAGGCUGGCCUGAAUUCUCCUAAGGACCAGGAGGCCAUGCAGCUCCCCAAGGUCCCCACCAAGGGUGUCUCUAAGAAAUGCCUGAUCCUGAGCCCAAUGCCCGGGGCGGAGCGUGCCAUCCUGCCUGCACUAAAGCAGACCCUGAAGAAUAACUUCGCUGAGCGGCAGAAAAGGCUGCAGGUGGUGCAGAGCCGACGGCUGCACCGCUCCGUGCUCUGAGUGCCAUGAGCAGUCCUCAGUGGUCCGAGGCCAGGUCUGGAUCACAGCUGGGGACACUAACCCUCUCUAGGUAGCAUUCCAAAAGAACUCUAAUUCCACAUAAAACAAACUCACGGCAGAUAAAGUCCUUGGUCUGAGAACUGAGAAACGUUUAUUUUCUUGCUCAGUAUUUUGCUAUUCUGCAUUUACACAAGAACAUGUUAAAAGUAUUACCUCAAUUGUUGAAAUAAAGCUUGUUUCUCCCAGUCCUGAGUCUAGUUCCUUGCUGGCUGUCAGGUAUCACUGCCCUGGGAGGCCCCUAACUCUGAGCCCUAUAAU